CAGACUGAAGAGCUUUUUUUCUGAUUGGCUGAAGAGUUUGUUUUCUUGGCUCUAAACUGCAACUUAUCUAGACAUAUCUAAGAUAAUGAAACCAUAUUAGGACGCGACAUGUUUCAUAAAAUCGGCCAUAUUAAAGCCACUGUACGGACCUAUCUCAAACGAUUGAAGAAAAUGAUUAAGGCGCUUGUUUUGUUCUGUUUAUGUUUUGUUCCUCUGAUUGGGGUGUUUGCUGUUGAGACAGAUGAAAUAUUGUCAGCGAUGGAGGGAGAUUCGUUCACUCUUCGUACCGGUCUUACAGAAAUACAGAAGGAAGAUGAGAUCGAGUGGCGCUUCGGUUUGAGCAGAACUCGUAUAACCAGAAUAGCGUCGGGAAACAUUACUACAUAUAAUGACGAGAAAUUUAGAGACAGACUGCGGCUCGAAAAACAGACUGGAGAUCUCACCGUCACAAAUAUCACUAACGAACACAAUGGUGUUUAUCAGCUGAGCAUCAUUAUCAAGAAUAAGAAGUCAACCAAGCGAUUUACUGUCAAUGUUUAUGCUGCUGUGCCCAUUCCUGUAAUCUACAGUGAUACUUUACAAUGUGCUAUAUCGGCUGAAAGAUCAUCAAGAAUCUUCCUGUGUUCAGUGUUGAAUGUUAGUCAUGUGAGUCUCUCCUGGUACAAAGGAAACAGUUUAUUGUCCAACAUCAGUGUGUCUGAUCUCAGCAUCAGUCUCUCUCUACCUCUGGAGGUGGAAUAUCAGGAUGACAACACCUACAGCUGCAUGGUGAACAAUCCUGUCAGCACCCAGACCAAACAUCUGGACAUCACUCAACACUGUCAAAUAUAUUCAGACUGUGACCUUUGUUUUGACUUUCCUGAGGCUGUGAUCCGACUGGUCGUCACUGCUUUGAUAAGUGUGGCUGCUGUUUCUGCUGUUGUUCUUUUAAUUAAUGACAUCAGAAGGUUCGGAGGAACACAGGCAAUGAAACGGUGAUGUACUUGAUAUUGUAUAGCAAUAAUAAAGAGUUUGUUUCUUUCUC
Labeo rohita (rohu) is the source of this 1024-nucleotide messenger RNA. Its product is annotated as CD48 antigen. The coding region runs from base 109 to 978 and encodes 289 amino acids. The record is from RefSeq and is a predicted model, not a curated record. The transcript is spliced from 4 exons. Lineage: Eukaryota; Metazoa; Chordata; Actinopteri; Cypriniformes; Cyprinidae.